AUGCUGACACCCAAGGGUCUGAAGUACCUGUGGCGACGAGCCAAGGGCUCGGCGCAGAACGUGUAUGCGCUGGCCAUGGCCCACAAGUACGCAAAGCCCUUCAAGAUGCCGCUCUUCAAGCAGGAGGCGCUGCGGCUGUACGAGGAGGUCAACACGCAUGUGGCUGCGGGUGACCGACGAGCGCUCAUUGCUCUGACGGCGCCCAACGUGAACACGACCUUCAAGCGGCAGAUCAAGGCCAGGGAGGAUGCAGGCUGGACUCGCGUGGAGUGGGCACUCGUCAACCGGCCGACAGCGGAGAACCUGUCGGUGGUACAGGGGCGUGCAGCCAUGGGAGACCCCAAGGACCCAAACACCGGUUUUGUCCAGUUCACGAUACGCUUCAACACCAAGCAGCGGUUCCGCGCUUUCUCAAAGUCCGGCGCGGUCGUGGCGGGCGGGCCCGACCCCGUGGACGUGGAGGAGCUGUGGGUGGUGGAGCACCCCUUCAAGAAGCAGGAGACCAACCGGUGGCGACUGGUGGGCAAGCUGAUGCCCGUGCCGGGGACAAAGGAGUACACGUCCUCAGCCCCCGUGAUCACGAGCGAGUCGCUGCGGCAGCACAAGGCCGCGCAGCAGGCCUGA
Auxenochlorella protothecoides is the source of this 624-nucleotide messenger RNA. RefSeq lists its product as hypothetical. The transcript has 3 exons. Lineage: Eukaryota; Viridiplantae; Chlorophyta; Trebouxiophyceae; Chlorellales; Chlorellaceae. The record is from RefSeq and is a predicted model, not a curated record. Gene Ontology annotation, cellular component: mitochondrion. Bases 1 to 624 code for a protein of 207 amino acids.